Molecule: messenger RNA, 4761 nt
Organism: Moesziomyces aphidis
Lineage: Eukaryota; Fungi; Basidiomycota; Ustilaginomycetes; Ustilaginales; Ustilaginaceae
Source: the annotation of a GenBank genome assembly
AUGGACAAGGGCAAGCAAAAGGCGCGCGACCCCGAGCUGCCGGUGGAGGUAGCUCCUCCUCAAACCACUGCAGAACUUAACGUUCCAGGCAGCUCCCGCAUUCCCGAGGCUGUGGCCAUCCCGAACCGGGCAGCCACCUCUGCAUCGCGUCACGGCCAUGACCAUAUCACGAGGGAAAGUCCAUCAUCCUUCAGCGACAUGACCGGCAGUCCGGGUCGUCGUCCAACUCAUACCAGAGCCAAGUCAUCGCUCGGCUCUUCCAACAUGUUCGACUUCUUCGGCCCCAGUUCCAUCGCCUCGGACGCUACUGCUGCCACCAGCUUCCAUUUUGGCUCUCCCGGUACGAGCCCCAAGCUGGCCUCAACGCUCGAGGCGGCCUCCCCGCACAUUGCGUCGCAGCAGCGUGACUCGCUCGAAGACACCGUGGAGACCCGACCUGCUCAACGAAGCGCAUUACAGCCGGCCUCCGCAGAUGCGCCGGAGCAUGCGUCUGCUUCCGAAGAGGAACGCCUCGGGCCGCAGGAGUCCGCACUCGGAGCUCCGAGUGCCCCCAUGCUUCCGCUCUACCCAGACGAGAUUCUGCCAGACUACGAGGAAGCUCCGGAGUACACUCCACCCCUCUCUCAGCCCUCGAGCAGCAGCAACCGCUCCAAGACGUCGGCUUUCCGAACAGCCGCUGCGAACCGGUUCCUCUCCAGCCGUAUCGCCAAGAAACUCAACUUACCCCCGGCUCUCCAAAGCCGACUUCAAGGCACUCAGACACCGGAUGCCCACUCCUCAUCGCAGCACUAUCCUCCAUUCUCAUCAGCCGCCCACUCGGUCAACAGGGCGCCUUUCGCGAGAAGCGACAGUGCACCGGACCUUGCUCGCACCAGACAUGCAAGCUCUCGCACGCCAAUCGAAGUGCGUAGCUAUGCAGCAACGGCUUACAUGGAUGGCGCCAGAAUGGGUCCGGCUCCGCGUCGACCCAGACUCGCAUCAUCACGCCCUUCGACUGCCCACACCAGCCCGAAUCGAUCUCAAACCCCCGACGCAAACUCCGCCCGACCCGCUACGAGCGCAGGCACCGUGCCCACUCGAGGGCAGCCUACCGCAUCGCCCCUCCUGAGGACUGCAGUGUCCUCUGCGGUGCCAUCCCGCAGAAACAGUGGCGAAACGCGGCCGCCGAGUCGAGCCACAGUCAGCUCGGCUCCCAAUGGUGGACUCUUUACAUGCGGAUACUCUGCUACCCGUAGCGGGGCCACAACGCCCACCCGGCCUGGCUCCGCACGCAAGGCCCGAAGUCGCAAAGUCAGCUUGCGUAGCCUAGGCGACCUCUUUUCCGUCAAUCGCGAACGAGACCUUCCUACCCCCCCUCUGGAUCAGCAGGAGGGGCGAUCGCGACAGAAUGCGCCACUAGCGACGCUCUUGAGAGAAGUUGUCUCGCCAGUCUCUUCCGAGACUCUCAUUUCUGCUCGCGUCCAUUCGAGCUCGCUCGUGCGCCCAGCUUUGAUGACGACGACCCGGAGCAGCGCCCAUGCCAGCAUCGAUGCGGCCGAAUCUGGAACCCCGGUCCUGAUCUUGCCACAUCAGAGCAGACAAGACGCACUGCACAAGCUCCCUCGCGAGGUCGUCCUUACCAUCUUCAAGAGCCUUGUGGAUCUCCACGUCGAGGAGCACAAGAACGCGGUCCAGAGCGGGGCUUGGCGAGGCAAGCAGACGAGUGAGACACGUUGGGUUGGUGCAGAGGCCGCUGUCCGGGAGCUCGCCCGCCUCAGCCGCGUUUCUCGAACGUGGCAAAGUUACGUUCUGGACGGCCAGCUCUGGCAGAGUCUAGCAUUUUCGGACUAUCCUGACAUGGCAGAGGAAGCCAUGAUCAGCAUCGCCAACGCCGUAGGGCCAUUCGUCCGGCGCCUCGACUUGCACGGGCUUGCAGGACUCCGCUCGAGCGUGCUUCUAGCGCUGUCCAAGGCACAGCGUGCUCGAUCCUCGACCGGCAGCGAGCUCGAGCUCGGCACUUCAUCUUCCGAGAUGUCAGCCAAGACUUGCCAGCUCGAGGAGCUGGACCUGGAAGGGUGUCGACAAAUCUCAACAAGUGCGCUCAACAUCGUCCUUUCACGUUCGCCGCGGCUCAAGAUUUGCAGGCUGGCGAAUCUGCCAUGCGUCGACAACACGACAUUGUGCACGUUGGCAGCGUGCGCACCCAAGCUGGAAGUGCUCGACGUCAGCCGUUGUGCAAAUGUGGACGGUGAGGGUAUCCGAGCCUUCUUUGCCAUCCAGGAAAGCGAGCUGAACAACUCUGCUCUGCUCAAGGAGCGCAACGUCGGGUCCAAGUUCCGCGAGCUGCAUGCUGCUGGCGUGGCCGGCUUUGACAGCGCGACCUUGGCUCAGCUCGGCAGGCACUGGCCCAACCUUGAAGUGCUGGAUCUCAGCUAUUGCAGCGAUGUCAAUGAUGCUGCCGUUGCCGCUCUCGUCAGCAGCGAGGGUGACCUGGUGAGCGAAAAGGGCAACUUUGCCACUCUCACGCCACGUCAGGCUGGAAGUCAAGGAGACGAGGAGAUGGCUCGCAGAACCUUCCCAUACCUUCGACGGCUCAAUUUGUCGUCUUGCCGCGCCUUGACUGACCGAGCUUGCGUCUCGCUAUCGCACGCGGUCCCCAAGCUCGAGGUGCUGGAGCUUUCCAAUAUUGGACCAGCUCUCAAGGAUACCGGCCUGGUCAAGCUUCUGGCCACGGUGCCGCAGCUACAGAAGCUUGACUUGGAGAGGGCCACUCAGAUUACGGAUGCGGUGCUGUCCGCUCUGACGCCUCCGGAAUCUCACGCCGAGGCUUUCGGUCUCGCUGUACCCGAUCGAGACACCUUGAUGAACGGCGUAAGGCCACGCGGCUCACUGCUGCACCUGGCGCGCCGAUCUGCAAGCCGUCGCAGGCAAGCCAACUUGUCGUCCGCAGAAACGCAAGAUGAUUCGCCCCCUGGCUAUAGCGAAGAGGCCGUGGCGGCACUGAUCCCGGCAACGGGAACGCGUCUGACGCAUCUCGUCCUGUCGUCGGCCAAUCGGCUCACGUCCGAGGCGCUGCUGCUCCUCGUCAACCGAUGUCCGUUCCUGGUGCAUCUCGAAGUCGACGACACGCAUGCCGAUAACGAAGUGGCGAUGCAGUUUGUACAGCUUGCGCGCUAUCGCAAGGUGCAGAACGCUUAUCUCUGCCUGGUCGAUUGCAGGUCUUUCUCUCGCGAUACAUAUUCGCAUCUGAACAGCGCAGAUGGAGCUGAUGGAGGCGUCCGACCGCGCCGAGGAUCUCGCGGCUAUCCGUUCAGGCACUUUUUCUACGACGACGCGGAUCCUGCCGCGGGCUGUGCAGCAGCACACACGAACGCUUCCGAGGCUUCCGCCGCAGCGGCCGCUACCUCGUCUCAUAUCGCUGAUCGCUCAUCACGCGCUUCGCUGGACGGUCGCGAGCGUGACCGCGGAUACGACGAAUGCAACGUGGCCAAACCAGUCGUCAAGAGCUUCUGGGGAUGGCAGCUCGUGGACGCAAGGAUGAAGCAGCGGCGAAAGGCGGACCAGCGCGCGGCGGCUCACCGGCGCCAUGGCGGGCGCAACAAGAUGGGCAGCGUCGUGGCGAUGGCUCUGGGGCUGCCCGUGCCUGGACUGAUCGGCACUGACGAGACAACCACUACGCGACAUCCAUCGCUGCUGAUCGGAUCUCUGCGCGGCGCCGGGCCGAGGUGGACUCGCAUGCUGGCGACGCCCGAGCGAGGAAGCGAUGACGAAGCUGCGGCUCAUCCGAUCCAGGACGAUGACGACGACACGGAUGACCCACGCGGUGCUUUCCGGCUCGACGCUCCUCGUCUUCUCAUCACCACAACCACCCGGCUCAUGAUUCGUGUUGGCCGCUUGCUCACCACACGCUUCUCCACCACCUCUACCGUAUCUUGCUCUCCGCUACGAGCUGGAUUUGCCACGUCUGCCAUCAUCAAGAUGAAGAUCCAUCCGGUUCCCGUUCGUGACGACAACUACGCGUACAUUGUGCAGUCCUCUGUGGACGGCAAAGCAGUCUUUGUCGACCCGUACGAUGUCCCCACCGUCCACAAAGCAGCCUCGUCCCUUGGAAUUUCGGAUGACAACAUCGUAGGCCUUCUCACGACGCACCACCACCACGACCACUCUGGCGGCAACGAGACGUUCGCAUCGACCUUCCCCAACCGUCCGAUCUUUGGCGGUUCCAACCAGAUCCCCGCGCUCACGAACCAGGUCAAAGACUCGCAGAAGCUCAACGAUCUCCUGCAGGGUGUUGAGAUCACGUGUCUUGCAACCCCAUGCCACACCCAGGACCACAUCUGCUACCACCUCAGUGACGGCGGUGAGAAUGGCGUGCUUACGGGCGAUACGCUGUUCAUCUCUGGUAGCGGAAGAUUCUUCGAGGGUCAACCCCAUGAAAUGCUUGCUGCGAUGGAUAAACUCUCCGCCCUCCCCGACAACACUGUGGUCUACUGUGGUCAUGAAUACACAAAGGCCAACGUAGCAUUCUCUGCUGCAGUCCUGGAUAAGGACGACCUGAAAAAAGUUGUCGACCAACUCAAAGCCGAUUCCAACGCUGUCACCACCGGUGUAUAUUCGAUCGCCGACGAGCGCAGACAUAACCCCUUCAUGCGAUGCCGCGACUCUGCCGUCAAAAACAAGCUGACAAAGUAUGCAGACGGCAAAAACCUCGACGACCCUGCUACCGUCAUGGGCCUCCUCCGCCAACUCAAGAACGACGGAACCCUCAAGGCUAACAUCUAA